Coprinopsis cinerea okayama7#130 is the source of this 1134-nucleotide messenger RNA. RefSeq lists its product as hypothetical. The record is from RefSeq and is a predicted model, not a curated record. The coding region runs from base 1 to 1134 and encodes 377 amino acids. Gene Ontology annotation, molecular function: oxidoreductase activity. The transcript is spliced from 5 exons. NCBI's taxonomy places the organism in Eukaryota, Fungi, Basidiomycota, Agaricomycetes, Agaricales, Psathyrellaceae.
AUGGUGUUUCUCCAGGUUCGGGCCUUCGGACUUCUUGUCUUCUUUGCAUUCGCAGCCGUAGUUUUAUCGGCACCACAAGCCACCGAUGGAGCGUCUCUCGUGGAUGCUGCUGAUACUGUAGAGUAUGGCCACGUCGAAGCCAAUGAGUCGUUGGUCGGUGCAUUCGGACGUGGUCGACCUAAGAGGCCAUGCAAGCGGCUGUCGGUUCGUAGAGAAUGGCGUGAUUUGAGCAAUCACCACAAACGCAGUUACAUCAACGCAGUCAAAUGCCUUCUCACUGCGCAAACUCAUAAUCGGACUCUACCUGAGAAGUUCAACCGCAACGAUGAAUUUGUGCUCAGCCAUGUAAUGGUCGCUGACUACAUUCAUGGUGUGGGUCAAUUCUUGCCAUGGCAUCGGCAUUUCGGGUUCCUUUACGAAAAGGCUCUCCGCGAGGAGUGUGGGUAUAGAGGUCCCUUCCCAUACUGGGACUGGACUCGUGAUACAGCCGACCCCGACAAGCACAUCUCCGAAUCACCUCUCUUCGACCCAGUACUUGGUUUUGGUGGAAAUGGCGUUCCAGGGACCUAUACCCCACCUACCGAGAAUGACGGUGCUAGGAUCCCAAUUUCCCCACCCGCAUUCACAGGGUGUGUUCAGACAGGACCAUUCGCCGGCAUCGUCUUCCACGUCGGACCCAACGUCCGCUUCAGCGACCACUGCUUGACGCGGAAUUUUGCAGAGGAAGGUCGUCGAGAGCACCUCACUCCAGAGUCGAUCGCGAACAUCUCCAGUCAAACUACCUACGACGACUUUUGGAAUUCGUUAGAUGGUCGACCUGCCAAGCCGUACUGGAGGCUGCAUGACGCUGGGCACGCCAUGAUUGGAGGAGAUAUGUCAAAUUUUUACAGCAGUCCCAACGACCCUAUCUUCUAUCUCCACCACGCCGGUCUUGAUAGACUCUGGUGGAAAUGGCAAAACGUCCAUCUGCCUAGCCGUCUUUGCCAGAUGGGUGGACAGGCGUCCGUGUCUCCUCCCCAUGGCGAGACAACUUUGGACUACGAAAUGUCCUUCGCUGACUUGGCACCAACCGUUCGUGUUGGUGAGACGAUGGAUCUGAGGAUGGAGCCAUACUGCUACACCUAUGCGGACUAA